This is a messenger RNA of Hyaloperonospora brassicae, 822 nucleotides long. The record is from the annotation of a GenBank genome assembly. Lineage: Eukaryota; Oomycota; Peronosporomycetes; Peronosporales; Peronosporaceae.
AUGCGCGUGCUCUAUCUCCGUUUGUUCGUCCUCGCUGCUCUCUACGGAGUGCACGGCGCGGGCGCUUCGUUGGACAAACCCGAUUCGUUUCAGCUUCGAGCUCUACGUGCAGAAGAGUCACAUGCUUCUUACGCAACCGACCACCACGUGGCUCCACCGAUGAAAGACGGCGAGCCGGACGAGGAAGAGAGAGGUCAGAUAUGGCAGAGUAUACAGCAUCUUGGCGUGGAAACCAAGGGGCUGUUUGGCUUCAGAAAACAACCGUCUCGACCUAACACCGAGGUAGCAGCGGUGGCAAAGGUGAUGGACGAACGUGGGGAAGCGAUGCGACACAGUGAAGCUGAGGACGUUGAAAAUCUUUCGCCAGAGCAACUGAGGACGAUCAUGGAGGCCGCAAUCAAGAUGUAUCGUGAAAACCCGGAGCUGGCUGAAGCAAACUUGCGAGCGAUGGAUGCAGUGGAGAAAGCAGCACAGAAGGAUGCUGCAGCGCACAAUAAACCAAGUCGUAGGGACCGUGUGUUUGCGCCAGUAAAGAAACUGUUUACACCAGUGACGAAACGGUUCGUAUCAAGGAAGGCGAAAAAGCUGCAGGAGCAGCAGAAGUUUGAGGAAAAGGUAACUGAAAUACUACGUCAGACUCCGCAGAGCUUUGAUAAGGGGGGAUUGAAAGUUGAAGCGCUGCGCGAAAGUUUGCGCGUACCUGCACCGGAACAGUUGACGACCAAUGAGGCCGUUGCGCAGUUUUUCGCGACCCCUCGUGCUGCUGAAAGGUUUAUAAAAGUUCAUGAGUACGAGCAGUACCUCAAAUCUCAUCCUUCGUAG